This is a messenger RNA of Mastomys coucha (southern multimammate mouse), 2630 nucleotides long. It is a transcript of the gene Noa1, whose product is annotated as nitric oxide associated 1. Bases 363 to 2447 code for a protein of 694 amino acids. The transcript has 7 exons. Gene Ontology annotation, molecular function: GTP binding. The record is from RefSeq and is a predicted model, not a curated record. NCBI's taxonomy places the organism in Eukaryota, Metazoa, Chordata, Mammalia, Rodentia, Muridae.
GAACGACGCAUGCGCGAGUUACGGGUCGCUGGCUGAGGACUGACAGCUCCUUAGCCUGAAGUUGGAUCCCGCUCGUGAAAGUUUCUUGUGGCGCCGCUUUUUGUGUCGUUGCACAAAUGACCCUUGGUUUGUGUAAAGAUGUAUGAAGGGAAUGGCUUUGGGUGUGAGCUGCGCACUGAGGACCUGCUCACCCAGCCUUUGCACGCCUGACUGAAUUCUCGGGGCUCAGAGCUUUCCUCGCGAGAGAUCCAGGAUUGGUCACGCCGUUGGACAGUUCCCUUGCGCCUGGUCCCUGCCGGAGGAGCUUCUCGGACGCUAGCACGCGUGCGCGCGCGAGGCCCCGCCCUCCUCGCGCUGUCCACAUGCUGCCCGCGCGCCUGGGUUGCAGGCUACUGUGCGGGCUCCUCCGGGGCCCCGGGCCAGCCGCUGCGUGCCAUGGCCCAGCACGGUGGCUCCUGGAGGGGAAAUGUGAGGUCUCCAUCUGCCAGCGCGCAAACUCCCUGGGCCGCCGGGUUCCCCCUAGCUCCACGUCGACCGAGGACUAUGAAGAAGGCACCGACACGGAGGAGCGCUUUCUCUUCCCGGAGUACGUCCCGGAGCGGAUCCCCGAGCAACAGCUGCGGGAAUUGCGGGAGCUGCGGGAGUUGCAGCGGCUGCAGCAGGAGGAGGAACGACAGAGGUUGCAGCGGCGGGAGGAGCGGCUUCAGCAGAAGCUGCGGGCCGGCCUCCGGACGCCGCCGGUCCCGGAGCUUCCGGACGCACCGGUGCCGCCCAGCGGCAUCUACUGCUCCGGCUGCGGAGCCGAGCUGCACUGCCAGCAUCCUGGCCUGCCCGGCUACUUGCCGGACGAGAAGUUCCGCGGCGCCGCACAGGCGGAAGGAGGCCCGGCGCGGACCGUGUGCCAACGCUGCUGGCUACUGGUGCACCACCGACGUGCGCUGCGCCUGCAGGUGAGCCGCGAUCAGUACCUGGAGCUUGUGAGCACCGCGCUGCGGCGGCCGGGGCCCUCUCUGGUGCUCUAUAUGGUGGAUCUGCUUGACCUGCCGGACGCCCUGCUGCCGGACUUGCCCAAGCUGGUGGGCCCCAAGCAGCUCUUCGUGCUGGGGAACAAAGUGGACCUGCUGCCCCAGGACGCUCCUGGCUACUUGCAGCGGCUGCGGAAGCGGCUGUGGGACGACUGCAUCCGCGCCGGGCUCGUGGUGGCCCCUGGUCAUCGAGGACCACAGUACCCUGCGGGAGAUGAGCCACUGGACGAGAUAAAGAGUCAGGAUCCGCCACCCAGGUCCCGCACGGUGGUCAAGGACGUGCGGCUGAUCAGCGCCAAGACGGGCUAUGGAGUUGAAGAACUGAUCUCUGCUCUUCAGCGCUCCUGGCGCUACCGCGGCGACGUCUACCUGGUGGGCACCACGAAUGCUGGCAAGUCCACUCUCUUUAACACACUCCUGGAGUCUGAUUACUGCACCGCCAAGGGCUCCGAAGCUAUCGACAGGGCCACCAUCUCCCCCUGGCCAGGUACCACAUUAAACCUCCUGAAGUUUCCUAUUUGCAACCCAACUCCUUACAGAAUGUUCAAAAGACAAAAAAGGCUUCAAGAAGAUGCGACCAAAGCUGAAGAAGAUCUUAGUGAGCAGGAACAAAGUCAGCUCAAUCAACUGAAAAAGCAUGGCUACAUAGUAGGAAGAGUUGGAAGAACAUUCUUGCACUCCUCAGAACAGAAGGAAGACGUCCCCUUUGAGUUUGAUGCCGACUCCCUGGCCUUUGACAUGGGAAAUGAACCUGUUGUGCCUGUGCGCAAAAACACCAAACAAAUAGAACUGACCCCAGAGGACGUGAAAGAUGCCCACUGGUUUUAUGACACCCCUGGGAUUACAAAAGAAAGCUGUAUUUUAAAUCUUCUAACAGAGAAAGAAAUCGAUAUUGUUUUGCCAACACAUUCUAUUAUCCCAAGAACCUUUGUCCUCAAGCCAGGAAUGGUUCUAUUUUUGGGUGGAAUAGCCCGAAUAGAUUUCCUACAGGGAAAUCAGUCAGCCUGGUUUACAGUUGUGGCUUCCAACUUCCUUCCUGUUCAUAUUACUUCCUUGGACAAGGCAGAUGUUUUAUAUGAGAAGCAUGCAGGUCACGAGCUACUGCUGGUUCCAAUGGGUGGGAAAGAACGAAUGGCCCAGUUUCCACCUCUUGUUGCUGAAGACAUUACAUUAAAGGGAGGUGGAAAAUCUGAAGCAGUAGCUGAUAUCAAGUUCUCCUCCGCAGGCUGGGUUGCAGUAACACCUUAUUCUGAGGGCACGCUGCAUCUCCGAGGUUACACACCUGAAGGGACUGCUCUGACUGUCCACCCUCCUGUCUUGCCGUAUAUCGUUAAUGUCAAAGGACAGCGGAUCAAGAAAAGUGUGGCCUAUAAAACCAAGAAGCCUCCGUCUCUGGUACACAAUCUGAAGAAGCACAGAUGAGUGAGGUGGAUGUGGGUCACACUGGAUAGUAAGUGCUGAGAUGUGUCAAAAUGUAUUAACCACAAAAAUAAUAAAGACACGCAAAUACUUAUUUUUAAAAAUCUUAAAAGUCAAGUUUUUGAACUAUUUGAGACUAUGCUUAUAUAAUAAUUAUUCAUAAAUAAAGAUCUUUCUUAGUGUACA